Molecule: messenger RNA, 2858 nt
Organism: Vigna unguiculata (cowpea)
Lineage: Eukaryota; Viridiplantae; Streptophyta; Magnoliopsida; Fabales; Fabaceae
Product: receptor-like protein kinase FERONIA pseudogene
Source: RefSeq, a predicted model, not a curated record
GCAUAGGAUCUUAGAUUGAUGACGGAACAUACAUGCUUUGACUUGAAAUGUCGCUCUCGCGUAGAAAAAGAAGUACAAACGAAAUAUCCAGCACUAGUAGUUUGAGAAAAUUUAUCCGAAAUCUCGAUAUAUUCAUGGGUUGGUUUACGGUGUUCUAGUUCAGCUCUCUUUACUGCUUUGAUUACAGAAUAUCGAUGGACACAACUUGCACUGAAACACCUUUAAGAACCAUCCUCCACCUCCUCUUCCAGAUAUGGUUCUUCUCUUUCAUUUCCAUGGCAGACGUUAUUUAUCAUCCCACUGACCUCUUUAGCAUCAGCUGUGGCUCAUCCACCAACUUCUCCACUCUCGACACUCGCAAUUGGACUUCAGACAUCCACUUCCUCUCUCCAACCCACCUCUCAGUUUCUGCUCCUUCACUCACACCAUCUACCAUCCAGGGUCCCUACACCCAUGCUCGUCUCUCUCACUCUCCAUUCUCUUACUCAUUCCCUCUCACACCAGGCCCCAAGUUCAUUCGUCUCUUCUUCUACUCAACUUCUUACCAAAACUUCCCUUGCUCCCAAGCCUCUUUCUCAGUCCAAGCAGGCCCCUACACCCUCCUUCAACAUUUCAACGCUUCCCUCAACGCCGAUGCUGAAGAUGAUCCUAGCCACCCUGACAUCUUGUUCAGAGAGUAUUGCAUCAACCUCCAAGACGGUGAGAACCUCAACAUAACCUUCAUUCCUACCACCACAGAUUCCUACGCUUUCAUCAACGGGAUCGAGAUUGUUUCGAUGCCCACUUAUCUCUACUACACCGAUCCUCACGACUCCACAGAACAGCCGCAAUAUGUUGGCACCAUGACCCCAUAUGUCGUUGAGAACAAGUUUGCUCUCGAGACCAUGUACAGGUUAAAAGCUGGUGAUCAUACUAUACCCUCCUCUGAGGAUACGGGUAUGCUCAGGACUUGGGAUACCGAUAGCAAGUACCUAGAUACUCAAAGUGAAGAAUCUAUUGAGUUUACGGGCACAACUAAGCUGAGCUUCACUAAGAUUCCUAACUACACGGCACCAGAACAAGUUUUUCGAUCUGUAAGGAAUAUGGGAAGGGAUGCCUCUUUCAAUAAGAUGAACAACAUCUCCUGGCAGCUUUCCGUUGAUUCCGGCUUCACCUACUUGCUAAGGUUAUACUUUUGUGAGCUUAACCCGAGAAUUGAAGAGCCUGGUGUCCUGAGAUUCUUCAUCUUCAUACAAGAUCAGUUGGCUACGGAUUGGGCAGACGUUUUCAUGUGGACAAAUCAUUGGGGUGUGCCCGUGGUUAGAGAGUAUGUAGUUAUCAUCUCAGAGAGUCCGAAAAAAGUUAACCUUUCGCUAAAAAUGCAUCCUCACCCUAAAAGCAUAAUCCAGGACGCUCAAAUAAACUCAAUUGAAAUCUUCAAAAUCAGCAAUUAUAAACGUAGUCUCGCUGGACCGAAUCCGGACCCUCCUCAAACCGCAGUGGUAUCCCAUCAAGGCUCAAAUAAGAAAAACGGAGCCACCAAGAAAACCCUCGCGGCUGUGACAGGGACAGUUUUCGGUGUCCUUUUGCUCUCUUCUAUUGUCGCUUUCUUCUUCGUCAAACGCAAGAAAAACAUCACCGUUAAAAGUACGAAAGAGGGAACUUCUCCUCUCCGGGAUGGCUCACCAUCGCUUCCAACCAACCUCUGUCGUCACUUCUCAAUCUCAGAAAUCAUUACCGCCACCAAUAACUUCGACGAACUCUUCAUCGUUGGAGUGGGAGGCUUUGGCAACGUUUACAAAGGCUACAUCGACGAUUCAACACCUGUGGCAAUCAAAAGGCUCAAACCGGGUUCUCAGCAAGGUCUCGACGAGUUCAUGAACGAGAUCGAAAUGCUGUCUCAACUUCGUCAUCUCCAUCUUGUUUCCCUCAUCGGUUACUGCUACGAGAGCAACGAGAUGAUCCUCGUGUACGAUUUCAUGGAUCGUGGAGCCCUUCGUGAUCAUCUCUACGACACCGAUAACCCUUUGCUUUCAUGGAAGCAAAGGCUUCAGAUAUGCAUCGGGGCAGCACGAGGACUGCAUUAUCUGCAUACAGGUGCGAACCAGAUGAUCAUUCACCGUGACGUGAAGAGCACAAACAUCUUGUUGGAUGAAAAAUGGGUGGCGAAAGUUUCAGACUUCGGGUUAUCUCGAAUUGGGCCCACGGGUUCUUCAAUGACCCAUGUGAGCACUCAGGUGAAAGGCAGUGUUGGGUAUUUAGACCCGGAGUAUUACAAACGACAGCGUUUGACGGAGAAGUCGGACGUUUACUCGUAUGGAGUGGUGCUCUUAGAGGUAUUGUGUGGGAGGCAGCCUUUGCUCCGAACGGUGGAGAAGCAACAGGUGUCACUUGUGGAUUGGGCGAAGCAUCGGUAUGAGAAGGGAUCUCUGGGUGAGAUUGUGGAUCCAGCACUGAAGGGUCAGAUAGCACCUCAGUGUUUGCGCAAAUUUGGUGAGGUUGCGUUGAGCUGUUUGCUUGAGGAUGGGACUCAGCGACCUUCAAUGCACGACGUCGUUGGGGUGUUAGAGUUUGUUCUGCAGCUUCAGCUUCAGGAUAGUGCUCAUGGUGAUGUAGUGUGGGAGAGUGGUGGGGAUUAUGAAGGCAGUACAACUGAGGAGAUAUUUAGCGGUUCCCAUAGUAACAGUAGUGGAUUAAACUCUACAAGCUACGGGAAUAAGGAAUCUGACAGGUUGAUCCCUGAGAAUGUUUUUUCUGAUCUUAAGGAUCCAAAGGGACGCUGAUUGAAGUUAGUGUGCUCAAUGAGUUUGGUGUCUAUGACAACAAAAAUGGUUCCAAUUGUAAUAGCAAAUGGCAUUAAUGAUUGAUUUGUACGGAAC